This is a messenger RNA of Zymoseptoria tritici IPO323, 674 nucleotides long. RefSeq lists its product as uncharacterized. Lineage: Eukaryota; Fungi; Ascomycota; Dothideomycetes; Mycosphaerellales; Mycosphaerellaceae. The transcript has 2 exons. The record is from RefSeq and is a predicted model, not a curated record. The coding region runs from base 204 to 674 and encodes 156 amino acids.
AUUGAACGCGAAAGGACUUCUACGAAUCCCGCCACUCUCACCCCUCGUCCGCAUUGGCCUUUCUUCCAUAUCUCAAAGCAGAUCCCAUUAUCUGCUGUCGGAGCUGUUCUCUCGUUCAUUGCUUUUCCAUCUAUCCAGCUACAGAAACGAUACACUACAACAUCUUCGACUUCCAUACCUCUCCCCACCACACCACCGCAACCAUGCCAGUCACCCGCUCCGUCCCCAUGCUCAGCCUCGAAGCCGCCGUAAUAGCCUCCAACGCAGCCCAAGAAAAAGCCAAACAACUGGGCAUCGACUUCAACAUCGCCCUCGUCGACUCCUCCCUCCACCUCCUCCACUUCACCCGCAUGCCCACCGCCAAACUCACCUCCAUCGACAUCGCGAUCAACAAAGCCUUCACGGCCGCUGGCCACCGCUUGCCCACAUCCGCGUACAGUACUGGUAACGGGGCGAAGAACUUCCAGCCGGGUGGGGUGGCGUAUAGUAUUCAUAACAGCAAUGGGGGGAGGUUUUCGUUGAUUGGAGGUGGGAUACCGAUUGAGGUUGAGGGAACGGUGGUGGGCGCGAUUGGAGUAAGUACGGGGACGCCGGCGCAGGAUGCGGAGGUUGCGCAGGCGGGGGUUGAUGCGGUUAAGGCUUGGGAGGGGAGGAGGACGGGGCCGAAGUUGUGA